AUGGAUAUACCAACGGAUGUUUGGGGACAGUUGGCUUUAGAAGCUAGUCAAGUUUAUUUGACCGAAGGAGGUCAAAUCAGAAGUCCAUUUGCUAAUACGACUAUAGAAAAACUCCCCGAUAAGGUUUUGCUGAAUAUAUUCUCCUAUUUAACGCAUCGAGAGAUAUGUCGCAUGGCCACGGUAUGCAAGAGAUGGCGGAUGGUCGCGUACGAUACAAAACUAUGGACCCAUGUCAGUUUAAGACCUGAAAUAUCUGGAUUACAUGUAGGCUCUCUUGAAUCGCUGUUGGCAUUAAUAUCAAUAAGAUUUGGCCCUUCCCUUCGGUACAUUGAACUGCCCAUAGAACUCAUAACGCACACAGUUUUGCACGAAUUGGCAGCAAAAUGUCCUAAUUUGACCCACAUGCUACUUGAUUUUAGUACAGCUAUGCAGCUUCACGAUUUCUCAGAGAUGCAGGCAUUCCCGACUAAGUUGCGUUAUUUGUGCAUUUGUUUAUCUGAGGUCAUCUUCAUGGAAGGGUUCAUGAGAAAAAUUUACAACUUCAUCAAUGGACUAGAAAUAUUACACCUUAUCGGGACGUAUGAGAAAGUAGAAGAGGAGGAAGAGGAAAUUUAUGAAGUAAUAAACGUUCACAAGCUCAAGUCAGCGACCCCAAACCUGCGCGUGAUCAACUUGUACGGCAUAAACUUUGUAGAUGAUUCUCAUAUUGACGCAUUCAGCUCUAAUUGUAUUCAGUUGGAAUGCCUCGCAGUAAACUAUUGUAACAAAGUAACAGGUUCCACUAUGAAGACGCUUUUUCAACGUUCGAGAAGGCUUACUUGCUUGCUAAUGAAUGGAUGCAGCCUCCAUUCAGAGUACGUGAUGCAAGUAGAAUGGGAAAAAUCUUCAAUCCAAGAGUUAGAUGUGACGGCCACUGAUUUAUCCACCGAGUGUCUCAUCGACAUGUUGUCGAGGAUUCCUAACCUAAGGUUUUUGAGUGCGGGACAAAUAAAUGGAUUUAAUGAUUCAGUUUUGAAAGCGUGGAUGGAAGCUGGCACGGCGAGGAACUUAGUAGCGCUAGACGUAGAUUCAUCAGAUAACAUCACCGACGAAGCCCUGCACCGCUUCCUGUCGCGCCACGGCAGCCAGCUGUGGGGGCUCGUGAUGAGCGGCAUGCCGCACAUCACCGACCAGCUCUGGCAGAGUGUGCUACAGCUGCUCACUAACGCUAAGAUCCUUAUCAUGGGCACGCAAGAGCGUCUUGGGGUUAACAUUCACGUAGAUCAGCUAAUGGACGGCAUCGCUAACAGCUGUCCGAAUCUAGAGCGUCUCGAGCUGCGCUGGGACCCAGAAAACUUACGUUUCAGCGACAAAAGUCAGAAGGCAAUUGAUAUUCUUCGCGUGAAAUGUGUUAAAAUGAAGUGCCUUGUGCUAAGCGACGGCCGCUACUACGAGAUCGUGAAAGCUAACUUCGAGCGAGCAGACCGCACGACCGUCGUGAGGACGUCAACUAACUGCAGGGUUUCCAACUAUUACUUAUUAUCAAAUUAUAAGGAUUUAAUAUUUAAU
Molecule: messenger RNA, 1548 nt
Organism: Brenthis ino (lesser marbled fritillary)
Lineage: Eukaryota; Metazoa; Arthropoda; Insecta; Lepidoptera; Nymphalidae
Source: the annotation of a GenBank genome assembly